Messenger RNA from Menidia menidia (Atlantic silverside), 2910 nucleotides. The record is from the annotation of a GenBank genome assembly. Lineage: Eukaryota; Metazoa; Chordata; Actinopteri; Atheriniformes; Atherinopsidae.
AUGACGUUAAACUGGACCGAGAGGAUAGCCGCUUUCUCCCUCAGCCCGUCCCGCUUCCUGUCCGGGACCACCGCGGAGGCUUUCCUCGCCGAGCUGCUCCGGGAGCUGCGCGAUGACAGGGCCAGCUACAGCCUCAAGGUCCUCCUCCUGGCUCCACUCUGUGAGCAUCCCACCCUGCUGUGCCUCUCGGACUCGGUGGGAGAGGAAACGGCCCUGGAGCUCAUGUCCGUGAUGGCCCAGUGCCCUCCCAAGUCCCUCCAGUUUCGCUGCCAGCUCCUGGUGGCCAUCACGUGCGUCCUGGUCUGCUCCUCGUGCGCCGGCGCCCGCUCCCAGGCCUCCCUGGACUUCCUGAGCCUGCUCCUGGAGACGGCCGGGGACCCCGGCGAGCUCCCGGGCGACGGCGGCCAGCAGAGGCUGCGGGCGGGCGCCUGCGCCUGCCUGAGGGAGCUGGAGGCCUGCUGCCCCGGCCUGCUCUCCCCGCGGCUGGAGCUGCUGGACGGGCUGCGGCAGAGGGAGACCUCCAGGCUGCACCAGGCCCUGGCGGGGGUGCAGAGCCUGGCGCUCCGGAACGCCGUGCACCAGCUCGGUCGGGAGACGGGGGCGGGGGCCGAGGAGCUGAAAGCGCUUCUGGGGGGGAACGCGUCGGAUUCCUGGGAGGAGGAACGGGGCCCGGCCACGCUGACCGCGCUGACCCCGGGGCCCACGGGCAGCCUGCCCACCCUCCACACCGGCCCCGACUGCAAAGAGCUGCGGUCAGUCCUGGCCUCCCUGCUGGAGGACUCCUACCUGCUGACCCCGCCGUGCCAGGCCGCGCUGCUGCUGACCCUCACGGAGGUGGUGGCCAUGGUGCCCGCCGUGCCCCCCGCCAUAUUCAGGGCCCAGCUGCUGCGGCUGCUGGGAACCAGCCAGGUCUGCCUCCUGCACAGCACCCUGCUGCUGAAGGCCUCCUUCACGGACAGCCUGUUCGGCGGCGAGGACGAGGACUUCCUGCUGCGGCGGCUGCUGGUGCUGUCCCAGCACCCCCUGCUCAGCCCCCCCGACCAGCUCUUCUACAUGGACUGCAUCCUGCACUUCCCCGAGAACCGGCCCCUCAGCGGCGGGGAGGGCGAGGAGGCCCCGCCCGUGGCGCUCACGCCGCGGCUGGCCGCCGCCCUGCUGCCCACGCUGCUCAACGACGGCCACACGCUGCUGGCCCGGGUCAAGCUGCUGGCCCUGCUGUACCUGGAGGAGGGCGAGGGGGGGGGGCCGGAGGGGGGGCCGGAGGGGGGCCAGGAGGGGGGCGGAGGCCCGGCCCACCUCUACCAGCUGCUGGCCUCGCUGCUGGACGUGGCGGAGGCCGGCGGCGGCGGCCGGGAGACCGUGGUCACCUCGUUCCGGGCGGCCUUCCUCUUCCUGCUCUACUUCGGCCACGUGCGGCGCUUCUCCGGCCGGCUGACCGCCCGGCUGUGCCGGCUCUACAUGCGCCGCCCGCAGCUGGCCCCGCACCUCAUCAACCUGGCCGACCGCGUCCAGGAGCGCACGCCCGCCCCCGACUGGACGCCGGAGCUGCUGCGGGCGGUCCAGCGGGCGGUCACCGAGGCGCCGCUGGCCCGGCUGACCCUGGCCGACUUCAGCCGGCACCUGCAGGUGCUGGCCCGGGUGGCGGAGGAGGGGGGGGUCUGCCAGCAGCCCACCCUGGCCUUCCUGGCGCGGGUGGUCACUCCCUCCUCGUCCUCGCUGUGCGGCGGCGGCGGCUGGCGGCUGGGCGCCGCCGUGCUGGCCGUCUGCCGCCGCCUGCUGGUCCACCCCGACCUGGACUCCCUGCUGGCCCCGCUGUCCCACACCCUGCGGCACCUGGCCGGCCACUACGGGGACACGGACGUCCAGGACCACGCCCGCCUCUACCACGCCCUGCUGACCACCGUGUCCCGCCAGAAGCUGGCCGGCGUGCUGGCGGCGGGCGCCGCGGAGGACCGGCGCCAGCUGAAGCAGCGCUCGCUGUCCUGCCUGGUGGCCGAGAGCGAGGAGCUGACCAGCGCGCUGACCGUGCACCGGCUGGAGGAGAGCGUCUGCCGGCUGACGGAGGCCGGGGCCGAGCCGGGGGAGGCCGGUGCUGACCAGGGGGAGGCCGGUGCUGACCAGGGGGAGGCCGGUGCUGACCAGGGGGGGGGCGGGGAGGCCGCCGGCGCCCGCCAGGCCAGUCCCAGCGAGGCGGAGGCGGCGCUGGACGCCUACAGAGCGCAGUUCAGAGAACCGGACUUCUCCUCGCACAUAACCCUGAGGUACACCCUGACCCACACCGAGGCCCCGCCCCCCGGCUUCGACCGGCUCUACAGCAUCCGCCUCCACUUCGGCCUGACUGACCAGCACUACGAGGCCCUGGGCGACGUCAGCGUGCCGCGCCUCUUCCGGGGGCGCCCCCCCCCCGCCGUGCGGCUGCGGCUGAGGCCGCGGCGGCCCGGCGCCACCACCCUGCUCGCCAGCGCCCUCUUCACCGCCCAGGACGGGCGCACCUGGCACGCCGCGCUGCCCCCCCUCCCCGUGGCCUUCCAGCAGAGCUUCCUGCCGCUGCCGGCGCCGGGGGGCUGGGGCCCCGCCCGCCGCCUGGCCCUGUUCCGGGGGCUGUGGGGGGACAUGAGCGCCCCGGGCGGGGGGGGCGCCCUCAGCCUGUUCUGCUGCCCGCUGACGGGGGCGGCGCUCAGCGCCCUGGUGGACAAACACCUGGCCCGCUUCCUGGUGUCUGACCCCAGCCACGCAGACGAGUCCAAAGCCGCCAUCUUCCUCCCGCCAAAGUCCCACGUGCUGCUCAGAAUACGGCCGGAGAGGGAUGCCAGCCAUUUUGACAUCGCCACCGACAACUGGGAGCUCCUCCCUCCCUUAAACUCUUACCUGCUCACCAUCACGUCCUCACAGGAGGGGGGGGGCAGCUGA